Poeciliopsis prolifica (blackstripe livebearer) is the source of this 7241-nucleotide messenger RNA. RefSeq names its product solute carrier organic anion transporter family member 3A1-like. Gene Ontology annotation, cellular component: membrane. Gene Ontology annotation, molecular function: protein binding. The record is from RefSeq and is a predicted model, not a curated record. The coding region runs from base 238 to 2340 and encodes 700 amino acids. Gene Ontology annotation, biological process: prostaglandin transport; transmembrane transport; sodium-independent organic anion transport. NCBI's taxonomy places the organism in Eukaryota, Metazoa, Chordata, Actinopteri, Cyprinodontiformes, Poeciliidae. The transcript has 10 exons.
GGAGGAGGAAGAGGAGAUGUCUGUGACGGUCUCUGUGUUUGUGUUCUCCUGGGCGGACCGUGCUCCUCUCCGCAUCCCCGGCCCCAGAGACGCUCCGUCCGGAAGCGACGCCUUCAGUCCGGCUUCUUCUCGCGGCGUCGCGCGGCUCCACCGGCCAUCCUAACCAGAUGCCCUCCGCCGGAGCGGACCCGCUCAGUUCCACGCCGACCGACGCCAGCGGAGCCUGAGCUGGAAAGGAUGCAGGUGAAAAGCCAGGUCUGCGCCGAGAGGAGCAGCGCGGACGACCCGGAGCAGGACGACAGCCAGAAGAAGACCUCCUGCUUUUCCAACAUCAAGAUUUUCCUGGUGGCGGAAUGCGCGCUCAUGCUGGCACAGGGCACCGUGGGCGCCUAUCUGGUGAGUGUUCUGACGACUCUCGAGAGACGUUUUAACCUCCAGAGUGCCGAUGUGGGCGUCAUCGCCAGCAGCUUUGAAAUCGGCAACCUGGCCCUGAUCCUGUUCGUCAGUUACUUCGGCGCCAAGGCCCACCGGCCCCGGCUGAUUGGCUGCGGGGGGAUUGUCAUGGCAUUGGGGGCGCUGCUCUCAGCUCUGCCAGAGUUUUUGACUCAUCAGUAUGAGUACGAGGCAGGGGACUCGUGGCAUGCCGAGGACGGCAGGGUCAUCUGCUCCAACAAAACCAGGUCAGAGAAUCGGGACUCUGGUUUUAACUGCGGCAACCGAGCCAACACCAACAUGAUGUACCUUCUGCUCAUCGGAGCUCAGGUUCUGCUCGGCAUCGGGGCCACUCCCGUCCAGCCUCUGGGAGUGUCAUACAUUGAUGACCAUGUCCACAAAAAAGACUCUUCAUUGUAUAUAGGUAUCUUAUUUUCAACACUAGUUUUCGGCCCAGCUUGUGGCUUCAUCCUAGGCUCCAUCUGUACCAAAGUCUACGUUGAUGCUGUUUUCAUCGACACCAGUAAGCUGGACAUCACCCCGGAUGACCCUCGCUGGAUCGGGGCGUGGUGGGGCGGCUUCCUCCUCUGCAGUGCCUUACUCUUCCUGUCGGCCCUCUUCAUGUUCGGCUUCCCCCAGACGCUGGACGAGCAGGACAUGGACGCUCGAGGGGAGAGUGAGCAGGCCAUGCUGCCCACCUCCUUGAGCCUGGACAGCCAGGACUCUAAAGCCAACGGGGACUUUCGUGGCUUCGAAAUGAACAGCGGACUCUCGGUCUGGGAGCAUCUGAGAGUGAUCCCGCGGGUAACCAGGCAUCUUCUGUCCAACCCGGUGUUCAGCUGCAUCACGCUGGCUGCCUGCAUGGAGAUAGCUGUGGUUGCUGGUUUUGCUGCUUUCCUUGGGAAAUACCUGGAGCAGCAGUUCAACCUCACCACUUCCUCAGCUAAUCAGCUGCUAGGUAUGACCGCCAUCCCCUGUGCCUGUCUGGGUAUCUUUCUUGGGGGGCUCCUGGUGAAGAAGCUGAACCUCUCGGCUCUCGGAGCGGUCCGCAUGGCCAUGCUGGUCAACCUGGUGUCCACGGCCUGCUACGUCUCUUUCCUCUUCUUGGGCUGUGACACGGGCCCUGUUGCUGGGGUUACGGUGGCCUACAACAAUGAGACGCUGCAGUCGAAGAAGCAACCUGAGUCAGGCUGCAACAGCAACUGCAACUGCUACACUGCCUCAGUGAGUCCUGUCUGUGGCUCCAACGGAGUCACCUACAUCUCAGCCUGCUUCGCUGGCUGCACCAAGCCAAACCUGAGCAGCUGUGGGUGUAUACCCAGCAUCGGCGGCGAGAACGAGGCCUCGCCGGGGAAGUGCUCCAGCCCCCGCUGUCAGCAUGCGUUCCUUACCUUCUUGUGUGUCAUCUGUGUGUGCAGCAUGAUCGGAGCCAUGGCCCAGACGCCCUCCGUCAUCAUCCUUAUCAGAACUGUAAGUCCUGAGCUUAAAUCAUACGCACUUGGAGUCCUCUUCCUCCUCUUGAGGCUGAUAGGCUUCAUCCCUCCCCCUCUGAUCUUUGGUAUGGGUAUCGACUCCACCUGUCUGUCCUGGAGCUCGGUCUGCGGCGAGAAGGGCGCCUGCAUGCUGUACGACAACGUGGCCUACAGGCAUCUGUACGUCAGCAUCGCCAUCGUGCUCAAGUCCUCGGCGUUCCUCCUGUACGCCACCACGUGGCAGUGCCUGAAAAGCAACUACCGGAGGUACAUCAAGAACAACGAGGGCUACCUCACGCCCACCGAACUUUUCGCCUCCAAUGUGACUCUGGACAAUUUGGGUAAGGAGAUUACCCAGAACCCAAGUAACAGGACAAAGUUUAUAUACAACCUGGAGGACCAGGAGACGAGUGACAACGUGGAGUCGGUUUUAUAGUGGCGAUUUGCACGAGGCCAGCAGGAUCCGUUAGUGUGCAUCUGAUCUGGUGUACAGUCUCUCUCUCUUGGUGUUGUGCAACAUGUACAGCUUUGUUCAUCCAAAACAUUAGAUCUGUUAAAACCAGUAACAGGACUUCCAAAAGAAGGAAAGAAAAAAAAACAUUCAAAAUCACAAACUGACUUAGUAACACGCAUUUAGUCAUUUGUGGUAUUUUUUUCACCUUUCAGUCUGAAAGCAGUGAAGGGUCAAAUAAAAUGCAGCAGUGUUGGAAACCAAAAGUGUGGUGCUGGUUCGAGGUUUGCAUUCACUCCUCACUGUCAUGAAUGAUAAUGUUGGGUUUUUAGUGAUGCGCAACACCAAAAACUACAUUCUGUUUGUAGUCAUAAAAAAGCUUUUGGCAUGACUCUGCCAGCAUAUUUGUCCACUCUUCCUACAAGAAUGGAUAGAUUAGCAUAGCAUUAUGCUAAUGCCAUUAGCAUACCAACUUUCUUUGAUCUAUUCCGGUGGGCAGCUGCAAAUUUCAGCCGAGUUUGAAGGCGUCAGUGUUGGUGGGAAGUUUUAGAUGAACUGAAACAUAUCCAAACUAGUUUUUGUUUGAAUAAUGACUUUAGUUUGCUGGAUCGGCUCUGGCCUCAGCCAUAUUGAAUAUUUAAAAACUAUUCCUGAAGCCUGCUCUGUGACAAGAAACUAACAUAUUUCAAUGAGCUCCACUAUCCUUGAUGAGCAGAAUGGUUGAAUAUCAAGCUUGUGUGUAUUAUUGUGCAUACGGAUCCAAAUAUUUAAAAUAAUGUAAGAUAACACGUUAUUUACCCCACAUCGUAGUGUUACGAUAAUUCUACUGUUAAACAGGACACUUAAAAAGAAAAACAACUAGACGAAUACAACUUUCUUGUCAGUGAUGAAUGUAUGUAAAUUUCUGACCAGCACUGUUGAUUUACAUUAGAGUCAUGCCUGCUUUUUAGAUCUGAGUACAAAAGCAGUUGAGUGUUUCACAGGUGAGAUUAGAGUAGAAAUGAAAAAAAUUCCAGCUUUUAAGUGUGAAAACCAAACCAGAAGGAUUUUAAAACUAACAUUUGCUAAUACGCUCCAAAACUCGUACUCAGUUCAUUCCUUAUGUUGGAACAAACAAACAAACAAACAAACCUUAUUUUAGGUAUCAAAUCAAAAGAAAACAUUUAAAAGAAAUGAAUGCUAAAACAUGUAUCUUCUCAUUUUUUUGCACCAGCAGCCACCUCAAAGGAUUUGUCAAAUAUUUUAUAUUCUCUAAAGAUUUCUCAGAUAUCUAAGGGGGGAAAAGAGGAGAGCUACUUUCACAAUUUUAUUUAUUGGAUUUUCAGACAUAGCUAAAAAAAAAACAUGAAUGUGAACGAGUUAUAAUCACAUCCUACGACAGCGCCUUGGUACAUGCUGGAUCAGACCAAUUUUUCUGAACAGUGAGCUCUUUCCUUCCACUUCAACAGAAAAGCAUCCAGAUUACAAAGAUAAAAACGAAAAAACUGCAAACAUGCACUUACAAAUACGAAUGUUACGUAACUUAUCUUUGUAGCGUCAAAAAGAAAUACCUGAUUCAGAUAAACCAACAACGUAAUUCUAUCAGACAUGCAGAUUAUCUGAGUGGUCUAAUCCCACUCGUGGGGACGCGGCCUGCAGCAGCAAUGCAUGGAUUAAAAAAAAAAAAAAGAAAAGAAAAAAAAGCAAGCAACAUAAAUAACACAAGAGACUUUGUGAAUACGUUCCUUUCACGUUAUGGGAAGACGAGUUGAACACGAGAGAAAUUGCAACGAGACCUUUUUGAGUCGCAGGAAAAACGGCUGUUAGCAUUAUGCCAGAGUUAGCUGCAGUUAAACGCAUGCUGGUAACGCAUGCACUUAAACAUGAAGACAAACAUUCAGCAUAAAGUCACCAAGUUUUACAGUUUUUUGCCAGCAGGUCCUAGCUGAACAUAUGGUAUAUUAAACAUAAGAGUCCUCCAAACUGUGUUUUGGACUAUAAAAGAGCUUUAUGAUGCAUAAUGCUUUGCAAUGUUGCCAUUUUAAAAAUAUAUAUAUUUUAUCUAUGCCGAGUCAUAAUCACUCAAGUGAUCAAAGUGUUUUUUUUGUGUGUGUGUGUGUGUGUGUGCGUGAUUUCAAUGUACAUUAUAUUUAUUGAAACUCCCGGCAACUACGUGUGGAAACUUUAAAACAAAAUCAGCCUUUUAUUUUCUACAGUUGAUGCACCACCACCAACUUCUCCCCAGGAUUAUUUCUGGGGACUGCGGUGGCCGCGGACGAAGGUUUUGUUUUUAUGUUUCUGUGUUGAUUUGGCUAAAUGUUUUCACUUCUCUGCUGCUGGAAACCAAAUCAUCGACCCACGUUUCAGCUUUCAGGCAGAGUUUAAUAGGCAUUCAUUCAAAAUUUGCUGGGAUUUCAAAGAGUUUAUGACGCCCCGCCUUUUACCAAGCAUUUGUUUAACCAUUGGAAGAGAAACAGGCCCACUGGCUUUCACACACCUUUCUGAGAAGUCCCAAUCAAUUCUGUCCUGUGCACAGUGUAGUGCCACUUUCCGGCUAUUUCAGCAUUAUGCUUGUUUUGCAUCAAAAAUUCUCUAUUGCUCUCAAUUCAGUUUCAAUAUGCAUCUCAUAUGGGAUAUGGUAGGGAACUCGAGUGGAAUACUGGAAACAGAAGCAGUUUAGCUAGCUUAAAAAUUAGGAAACGACAUGAGCGGCUAGCAUGACGGGGUAGCUGGCUAGCUUACCAACUCUUUUCUAGCUAUAUGAACUGGAUUUGUGGUCGAGUCAACAAGGGUUUAGUGGUUUGCCAACCGCCAAUUAGAUGAAGAAAAUGAAGCGAGAAAGAAAGGCGGUAUGCGUCAGGUCUGAGGUGACUUUUGUUGAGCCAGCAUGGAGCUACGGUAGCUGCUUUUACGUCUACUUGUGCUCCAAAUGUGUUUAGUUUUCUUAUUGGAAUAAAAGUUUUUUUUUUUUUUUUUUUUUAAAGGCAUGUUAGGACAAUCCCAAAGAUUAUCAAGUCAUCUUUGAACUCGUAAAAGUCCACUUUUGCCAAUUUAUGGGGAAUUAUGCCACAUACUGUGUUUCAAAAACUAUUUUUGCUGGUUAUUUUCGAAGCACACGACCCACUGAAGAUCAUUUGUACCUACUUUAAUAAAGUAUUUAGAUAGCAGAGGAUUUCAAUACUAUAUCGAUGCUUCUGUAGCGUCAGAAACAGAUUAUUAUAUAAAUUCAAAGUGACAUGGGAUAGCUUUAAUAUAUUGAAUAUAGCUCUAUGUUGGAAAUCAACCCUCAAUGGACCUAAAAUUGUGAUUUUGCUUUGAAUUGUGGGUAUUUUUUUGUUUUGUUUUGUUUUAUCAGAUAUUGCCUCAAAUUCUCAAAAUAUUAGGUGGUAACACAGACGUCCAGUCGGAGUUUCAGGACAACUGGCUUUAAUGUUAAGAAUCAGACUACUUACUGAAAGGGAAGGUUUGUGGGUUUCUUACUGACAACAACCUCCGACGGUGGUGGUGGUGGCUUUGUCUUGGACAUUGGUAUCAUCCAGUCUGUCAUUGUACUAAGUCUAUUGUCCAGACAAGUGCCAAAAGUGACACCAUAGAAGUGUUGUGUGACGUUCUGAUGAGAAUAUAGUCUUAAGGCGCUGCGGUGCGGAGCAGUUCCUUCAGCGUUUUGUAGCCUCUCUGUGAUGACCUCGGUUUAUUUGAACCAUAUCAUGCAUAAGUGUUCCCAAAAGAUUAUAAAGUUGUUGUAUAUUGACCUAGAGAACAGUAAUAUUUAAGAUGUAGUCACUGUUCAUAUGUAGGACUUUUCUACUAGUAAAGGUCUUGUCUAAUAUAGAUUAAUGUCUUUCCAUCUGUGGCAAAAUUGACAAAAUUUGUGUUGCUUUUGUCCGUAUGAGAACAACACAUUGCCUGUACUAAGAGUCUCUAAUGUUGAGCCCCAGCUCGGCGUUGUACGACUAAAACUACGGAGAGCAGAAAAGCAUCCAGACGUCACAGAUUGCAUCUUUCCAACUGCGCCCUCGUGUCGGGCUCCCUGCCGACGAGAGCCAGUUGCGGCCAUAUCAACCUGUGCGCUGUAACAUUUGUGACAAAACAAACAAACAAAAAAAAAAGCAACAACAAAAGAAAAAACAAGAACAUAUUGUAGGUGUGUCCAACGAGUUGGCAAGUGAGGCAACACUUGCUUGACUGUGUUUUCACCCGUGGCAAUAGGACUGUUUCUUUUCGCACCUAAAUGUGCUUGAAAUGUUUUUUGCCUUGUGAUGAGAAACUAACUUGAGAGCCUAAAUGUUUUUUUAAACUCUAUUUUCUCAUUAUUCCUUCUUUGAUGGCCUUGCGUUGUGAUUGACUUUUAUAGAGGAACUUCAAUGAACGGAUCAUCAACAUAUGAAGAGUUUACUGUCCAAACGUGACACCUUGUGCAAAAGUGUUAUACCUAUAGUGUUUUGCAAGUUAUUUUAGAACAAGAAGGAAUAUAUGUUCUGUAAAUAUGGCCAUAAUAUAAAUUCGGAUCAACUCUAGGAGUCAGAAAACUCUUCAUAUAUUCAUAGUAUCCUUUGGUUUGAGCCUUAGCAUGUUGCCUUUUAGUGAAACCUUGUGCUAACGGGUGUUAGUGAUGGUUUAGAAUGACAUAUAAAUCUUAUAUUGCGGAUGGUAUUCAGUGUAUGAAUUUCAGGCUCUUUUGCAGGAGAGCAACAUGAAGGAAAAGGACACUGAUAUGAAAGAAUAUAACCUCUAUUUUCAAAGGCGCUCUGAAGAGUUUGAAAUGUGCCCUUUUGCUUCUCAAGAUAUUUUUCUUUAAGUCUUAUGGGUUUGUAUUUAAAGGCUUUAAGUUUUGUGUAUUUCUUGGAGAUGAAACCAUGAUUGUAUGUUUAUUGUAAAUAUAUUAAAUAUGCUAUUUUUGUUUUCAA